Drosophila miranda is the source of this 5749-nucleotide messenger RNA. RefSeq names its product mucin-5AC. The transcript is spliced from 8 exons. The record is from RefSeq and is a predicted model, not a curated record. NCBI's taxonomy places the organism in Eukaryota, Metazoa, Arthropoda, Insecta, Diptera, Drosophilidae. The coding region runs from base 206 to 4024 and encodes 1272 amino acids.
GUGAAGUUCUUCCUUUCAGAACCCCCACGAAAUCCCACUAAACGAAGAAUAGAACACAACUUAGCAGAGCCCAACUACAAAAAUUCUAAUUACACUUCCCUGCUUACCCAUCCUGACCCAAUGCUAUCCAUUAUCUCUUGGCCUUUGAUCUGAUUGUGCGAGUCUUGCCAAAGUAUUUAGUUUUGAUUAAGCUAGUCCGCUGUGCAUGCCGAUCAUGGAAAAGUCUAAUGGAAGUCGCAAGCACAGCCUAGAUCAGCUCGAGCCUCCUCCGCCUCCGCCUCAGUCCCAGCCGCAGUCUUCGGUGGCCUCGCCGAUGCCUCCCAUGGUGGAGAACUGGAGUGGAAAGCGGAAGCUCUAUGCCAUCGAUGAGCGCGAAGAGAGCUCGCCGGUGACUGUGGGCGAGGUGGAGGCGGAGACGGCCUAUGAUGCGGAUGUGGACGAGUUGGAGCAGCCCGUGGGUCAGCGUGAGAUCAUCUACGAGCUGUUCCAGCCAUGGGCCCUCUCCACCUACGGCGAUCAGGCAAAGACCAAGACGAUAACGCUGCGCAAGAAGGCGCGCAUUCUCAAGGCGCUGGAAGGCAAGGAGCACAGUCGCCCGGAUAGCUCAAAAUUUCGCUUCUGGGUGAAGACAAAGGGUUUCACCACAAAUCGUCCCGACGGCUAUGAAGAGGCUGCCGGCAGUCGACGACGCCUGAAGCCUCUUCCCAUUUCCGCAGUUCUAUCGGACAAUCCUGGCGAUGUGGAUCUUUUUGCCGCAUCGACCAGCAAGGGAUUCGGUCGUCGGAUCUACCGCAAGGUGGCCUGUGUAGAGGAGUUCUUCGACAUCAUCUAUAACGUGCACAUGGAGCUGGGCGGACGCAGUGGGAUGCAUGCUGGCCAAAAGCGCACCUACCGAAUUAUAACGGAGACCUACGCUUUCUUGCCCCGCGAGGCGGUCACCCGCUUCCUUACCAUCUGCCCCGAGUGCAAGAAGAACCUCAGACCCUCCUCGCCGACGGGGGGAUGCAAGGACUCAGAACUGGCCGGCAAUGAGAGCUCCUCGGAAGUGGAGAACUAUCUGAAUUAUUCAUCGCACACGGAGAGCUCCUUGGAGGCGGGACCCACGGCCAAGCGGCGGCGCCACUCAAGUGCCGAUCUCAAGGGUUUAGUGCCCGUGGCCGGGGUGGGCGUUGGCGCCGCUGCCAGCAGUGCCAGUGCCACACAACUCGAUGUUCUCGGAGCCCCUCCACCCAGUCCCACCGCGAUACAACCCCGCGGCCAGGCGGCUGUCGAGACCACACCGGUUAGCGUGCCCAAGAUACGGGUCAAGACACAGUUGCAGCGUCCGUUGAGUCCACCGGGGGGAGUUCCAAUCACAGGGCCAGGUGUUUCGGCUUCCGAGCAGCCCACCCCCAACCAGGGACAGCCCCAGAGCUUAAACAUGCAGCUUCUCAAGUCGCGGGAUAAUCUCCUCAAGUACUACGACUUUAUGAGACGCUUCUAUGCCGGUGGCUCGGUGCUUCAUGAACCGGUCCUAGCGCCGCCCCUCUACGGCAGCAGCCUACUGCAAAGCCUCAGCUAUCCAACCACCAACACGACAAGCAGCACUACUACACCAACCGCUUCUACUACCCCUGCUUCUAUCUCUACCCCUACCCCUACCCCUAACCCUACCACUACCCUUACCACAAGCACAGCAACCACCGCAGCACAGAGCAAGAGUUCGGCACCUCCCAGGGCAUCCUCCCCAGUGCCGACGACGACUCCGUCCGCUUCCUUUACCACCUUCAAGACCUCCCCAGAUAGUUUGUCUCGGGCACGCUCACCGAUACCGAUGGCCUCGGUAGCCACGCCUUCCGAUCCCCAAGUGUCCCAUACGCCGAUCAAUUUAACGAAAUCUCUAUUUUGCAGCCCGAAGAACGGGAGUCCUGCCUCGACCUCGACACCAGUUGCCGUGCAGGCCCCGCUCAAGUUGGAGCUACCCAGUCCGCCCAGGUCGUUGCCAGAGCUUCGCAUUCCCCAGAUACGUGGCAUGCCGCAUGUGGAGCUGUCCUUGCCGCUGCCUCCACUCGACUUGGAGCGACUGAAGCCCAUUACCUCCACGUACUUGCAGUUGACUCGCAGCAUGGGACUGAGCGACGAAGAUGCCUUGCGCUUUGAUAACCUGGAAACCAUACCAGCAACACCGGCCACGAACACCGACACAACCAGCACGGUGGUCGGUGUGGGCGGCGGCGUCGGCGCAGGUCUCGCUGGAGGAGGAGCAGGUGGCGGUGGAGGCCUCCUUGGCACCGGCGGGAUCCUGGGCGAAGUCGUCAGCGGCCUGGGCGGAGGAGGCGGCAGCGAGUCGGAGGCCUAUGCGGGCCUAAUGAAGGACGCAGACAAGCUGAAGCUGAUGCUCCUGGCCUGGAACUACCAGAACUCGACGGCGGUGCGCAACGGGACCGAAGGGCCAGACCUCAGUGUUGUGGGUGGGCUGUGGGCCCAGUACCAGAACGCGCUCGCCCAGAAUGCGGCUGCAGCUGCGGCGGCCAGUGCCAAGAUGGACAGCUCGCUGUCCCCAGUGCCCCGACAGGACACACACUCGCCCAUGGAGACGCAGGAUGAGACAAACUCCUCCGGGCAGAAGGAGGAGGAUGAGGUUUCCGAAGACGACUCCGAUGACAAGCUGGACGAGAAGCUGGCCACCACACACGAUCCCGAGCGCCUCAAGGCCUUCAAUAUGUUUGUGCGGCUCUUUGUGGAUGAGAACCUGGACCGCAUCAUCCCCAUCUCGAAGCAGCCAAAGGAGAAGAUCCAAGCCAUCAUCGAUUCGUGUGCUCGACAGUUCCCCGAGUUCAGCGACCGCUCCCGCAAACGCAUCCGCACCUAUCUCAAGUCGUGCAGACGCAAUAAGAAGACCCGUGACGGAUGGGAGAAUACGGUAAGCUUAAUCGAAACCAGACCAACCCCUGCACAUCUCACGUCCGUGCAGGCGGAACAAAUCCUGGCCAUUGCCUGCGAGAACGAAUCGAUGAAUGCCAAGAGGAUGCGCAUCGGCCUGGAGCCCAUCACCCACGCGGUGCCGGCUCCGGGUAGCGCCGUUGCGGCAGCGGCUGCGGCAGCUGCGGCUGCUGCCGUUGUGGCUGCUACCAGCUCUGGUGCCGGCGGAACGAGCACCACGUCCGCGGGCAAUGCCACCGUCACCUGCGGAGGAGCAGGAGUCGCGGAUGCCACCGGCCUCACAAAUGUGGCGGCCGCUGCUCUGCCCUUUGUCAGCGCCGUGGGCUUUGCCCGCUCCACACCGAACUCGGAGCAUGCGGAGGCGCUGCCCUUCGGGGGGGCAAGCAAUGUGGGUGGGAGUGCGGGAGGCGGCAGUACCAGUGGAGCGGAGAGCCAGCACCAUCACAUUCAUGGACAGCCGCUGAUGCAGAGUAACUGUUCAGCGCGCAGCUCUCCAUUGGCCCUCAGCUCGAAUGCCAGCGUGAGCGGCGGGGCAAGCGUGACCGGCCUGACACUGGCCAAUGGGGCUGUGGCCUCGAAUGGGGCUGGCCUCCCGCCCACCAGCUACCCCGGCUACUUUCCCGGGGUGGCUUCCCUGGGUAAUGUGACGCCCACCGAUCUCUCGAUGAAACCGACCUCCCUGGGCUCCGGUGUCAGCGGCAACCUUCUCAGCAGCAACAACGGAAAUAUCUCCGUGGGCGGCGCCAUCAACUCCCAGCUGAGUGCCGCCAACCUGGCCACCCUAAGCAACGCCAACACCAAUAGCGCUCUGGUGACCGCAACCCAGCAGCUGCAGCAGCUCCAACAGCAACAACAGCAGCAGCAGCAACAGCAACAACAACAGCAGCAGCAGCAACAACAGCAGCAGCAGCAACAGCUCCUGGCCAGCUCCGGGGGCGGUCUCGAUGGGCAAUCCUCCCGAGCGCCGCCUAUUCUUCCGCACAAGCUGAGUCCCAACGAGGUGUCCGCGGCCCGCCAGGUGAUAUCCGCAUACCGUGAGAGCGCGGCCUUUCUCCUGCGCACCGCCGACCAGGUGGAGCAGCUGCUGGUCCAACAGCAGUAGGCGUGGCCGGGGGCGCACUCAAAUUUCCAGGACCCAAGCGAUGCCAGGCGCGCACGGGUUGUUCCUAUUUAAAAUUAAAUUUAAAUUCAAUUACACAAAAAACUGACCCACUCACCCCACACACUCUCGCGCCAAACUACACGAAAUAGUCAAAGCAUAGAGCAAAACGAAGGAGCAACACAGGAGUAGAAGGAAGAGGAUCAGGAGAACAGGAGAGCAGGAAAUAGCCAAAGGAAGUUCGUUUAAACAAAACAUUUUAAGUGUUUUUUCCUCCAACUACGUACAGAAUAUUAAAAUAGAAUUAAACGAUAAACAAAAACCAAAACAAAUAUUGAAAAUAUCACAACAGUAAAAAUAGCAGAGCUGCUCCAGCCAUCUGAUUGCGUCUUAUACGAAGCUCCCAUCUUGGAAUAUGUAUUUCAGAACUGUUCAAUCCUAGGCUGGGCGAUCGACUUAAAUAGCAUGAAAUAGCUCCAUUUACUAUUCCAUUCGAUACUCCCGAAUAAAUUUGACCGGCAAAACAGAUAUAUUAUUUCAUGGUGAAUAUACUUACAUUUGCUUUAGACACUUAAGAAUCGAUUACAAUAUUAUAACUUCCAAGCGUUUUUCUUUUUACUCUCAGUAAAGGUUUUUUGACAGCCAUAUUUAAGACCAGACCUAGGGCAGAUUUAUUAUUGUUAUUUAGUCGUCCAUUUUUUAUUUCGAUAUCGACCUAAGCUUCGAGAAACGGAUUACGGUUUUCGGUAACUGUUACCAUACGUAGAUGAUCCACUACCAGCGAGAUACAUGCAUAUAAGAGGCAUAUCAGCUAGCUGGGCAGCUCUAGUAAAAUAAAUCCAAGCAACAGUUCAACGUACUACAGUGUCUACUAAAAGUAAAACUACAAUAGCCACACACAAACACUCGCAUUGAUUUUGUUUAAACUUUUGAGUUUUGAAUAUUUUUCGGACUCUUCCCGGUGGGGAGCCGCGAUUUCCGGGCCCAUUUUCGAUGAGCGCGAUUUGUUAAAAAUGAAACAAAAUAAUUAAUAAGUUGAAGUAUUGUUGUACAUUUUAAGGAUACAAAAAACAUUUUAAGGAAAACAAAAAAAAAAAAAAUACGAAAAACUAUGAGAAAACACAGGGUGAUACUUUGAAAAAUUAUUACAAUGCAUAAGCUAAAAAUUAAACAAAUGAAAAGGGAAAAAAGAAAAUGUAAAAAAAUGAACUCGAAACAAUUGAAUAGAAGUUGGUAAAUGUGUAUUUAAAGUUUAGCUAUGUUUCCAGUUUCUUGAUUAAUAAUGUCCCUCAGUUCGACUGGUUUACCUUCCAUUAGGUGUAUAUAUUUUGAAAUUUUACCUUUUGAGUUUUGCUGUUGCUUUUUACUCACAUUCGAUUAUGGAAGUAUAUAUACCAAAUAAAGUAAUUAAAUAAAAAAUAGCCAUUCAUGUUUUUUGCAACUAUAAAUGUGCAUGUAAAAAAACCACACACACAAAAACACAAAAACACAGUGGAACAUCGGAAUGUGAGGAAACGGAAACCCUCAAUGGAAGGUCGCUAUGGAAGGCAGAUUAUAGAAUUUAAUAAUAUAAAUAAAUUGCUACAAUUAUUUAACCAACAGAUAAUUAUUGACUAAACCAAACUAAAUAAAUAUCCAAAGAAUUCGAUCAAGGCGCGGGAUAUUUAUGAAGCGUACUUAAACGUAAAACAAUGAGCGGCAUUCGCUGAGAAGAGUAAACUAAUUAAA